GGGGAAUCCGCGCCCAUUUCCGCCGGCGCGGAGCCCGGCCCCUCGGCCGCACUGAGCGCUGCGCACCGCCACCGCCACCGCCACCGCCGCCACCACCGCCACCAGAAUGCCGGGAGAGGCGGCCGCGCUGGCGUUGGGCAUGCUGGUGGCUGUGUGCCAUGCCCUGGAGAACACGACGUCAGCGCUGAGCGAUCCCCCCGUGGCAGCGGCCGUGCGGUCACACUUCAAUGAGUGCCCCGACUCCCACCGACAGUUCUGCUUCCAUGGGACGUGCCGCUUCCUGGUGCAGGAGGACAAGCCGGCGUGCGUGUGCCACUCGGGUUACGUGGGGACACGCUGUGAGCACGCCGACCUGCUGGCCGUGGUGGCCGCCAACCAGAAGAAGCAGACGAUCACCGCGCUGCUGGUGGUGGCCGUGGUGGCCUCGGCGGUGCUCAUCGCCGCCUGCGUGCUCGUCCACUGCUGCCGGCUGCGGAAGCGCUGCGGGUGCUGCCGGGCGCCGCUGUGCGGGCAGGAGAAACCAUCGGGGCUGCUGAAGGGCGGAGCGUCCUGCUGCCAUGCUGAGAGCGUUGUCUGACGGAGCCAAUGCAGCCCAGUGGGACACGGGGACGGACACCGCUUCUUCCCUUUGGUUUCCCCUUUGGUUUCCCCUUUUUUUCCCUUUUUUUCCCCUCUGUUUUUUUUUUUCCUUCUCCCCUUUAUGGGAGACACCAGCGGGGGAAGCACCACAAUGGCUGCAAUACUCCCAUUACUGCUCCCUCCUGGUGCUCCCAGUCCUCCCAGUCUGUUUGACAAUCCACCUCCCACCACCAGAACUUUCAGCCCAGAGUGCUGGAAAUGGGGGAAAACACCCCAAAAUCCCCCUGCUGCCGGCCCCUGGGAAGCAUAACUGGUGGUUGUUGGGCUUUAUUUCUCAAAUACUUCUACUUUUUCCCCCUUCUCUUUUUUUUCCUUUUUUUUCCCCUUCUCUUUUUUUUUCCCUUGUUUUUCCCCUUCUCUUUUUUUUCCCUUUUUUUUCCCCUUCUCUUUUUUUUUCCCUUUUUUCCCCCCUUCUCUUUUUUUCCCCCUUUUUUUUUUUCCCCUUUUCCUCUUUAUUCAAACCAAAACGCAGAAGAGAACCCUUCGGGUUUAUUUUUCUACGUGCCUACCGCAACAAGUGCCGCCGAACCCUCGGCCAUACCCAAAGCCACCGUGCCGCCUUUGGGGACAGAUCUGCUCUUUUUAGUAAUAAUACAAUGAACCAUAAUCCUAGGAAACCUCCCCAAACGGAGGCCCUAACCCCCACCCGCCCCUUCAUCCUCUCCAUAGUCCCCAUCAUAACCGACUUUUUUUUUUUUUUUUUUUAGUCAUGGUUACUCAAUGUCUUCUGUAUAUGUUGCACUGAAGGUUAAUAUUUAAUGUUUUAAUUUAUUUUGUGUGGUUUAAAUUAAUUUUGAUUUCUAUGAUAUGUUAUUGUGAUCGGCUGUUUUCCUUUUUUUUUUUUUCCCCCCCCUAAUGCCUGGAUUAUAGUUAUUUAAGUGAUAUAAAGGACACUUUUUCAGAA
Messenger RNA from Numida meleagris (helmeted guineafowl), 1543 nucleotides. RefSeq names its product transforming growth factor alpha (gene TGFA). The coding region runs from base 107 to 577 and encodes 156 amino acids. The record is from RefSeq and is a predicted model, not a curated record. Lineage: Eukaryota; Metazoa; Chordata; Aves; Galliformes; Numididae. Gene Ontology annotation, biological process: positive regulation of cell population proliferation; positive regulation of mitotic nuclear division; epidermal growth factor receptor signaling pathway. The transcript has 6 exons.